Molecule: messenger RNA, 4902 nt
Organism: Didymodactylos carnosus
Lineage: Eukaryota; Metazoa; Rotifera; Eurotatoria; Philodinida; Philodinidae
Source: the annotation of a GenBank genome assembly
AUGAAUCAGACAAACGAAACUACCACAAUGGACUAUACACCACCAGUGAAAUUAAAGAAAAUUACCAAUGAAAAGGAUGAUCACAAUGAUAUUUACUGCUUUGAAUGUCAUACAGAGGGUGAUGUUAUUUGUUGUGAAAUGUGUCCAAGAGUUUAUCAUUUAAGAUGUCUGGGAUUAAUUGAGUUGCCACCUGGAGAUUGGAUGUGUCCCGAAUGUGAGACAAUUCUAUCAUCAUCAACCGAAAAUAAUCGACCAGAAACAUUAAAACGUCAUUCAAUGCAGGAAUUUCACACAAUGUUGACAUUUGCGUUAAGAAGAAUGAAAUCUCAUCCACAGGUCAUAGAAAUAAUUCAAGCUGAGCCAUUUAUGUAUCCAGUAGACACAUUGCAAAUGCCAGAAUAUCUCGACUAUAUCGUACAUCCUAUGGAUUUGAAAACUAUGGAAAAGAAUAUUGAAAUAAAAAAAUAUGCAUCAACGGAAGCAUUUAUAGCCGAUGUUAAAUGGAUUUAUCACAAUUGUGUCGUAUUUAAUGGAGGUAAUAGUAAAUUUACAUCUGUUGCACGUUCGUUGGUGAAAAUAGCAAAACAUGAAAUGAAUGAAAUUUCAAUAUGUCCUGAAUGUUAUCUACGAAGUGUAUUAUCAACUACAAAGAAUUGGUUUUGUGAACCGUGUCAUGUACCUCAUCCACUGGUUUGGUCAAAAAUGAAAGGAUUUCCAUUUUGGCCUGCUAAAGUUUUGAGAAUUGUUAAUGAUGAAGUGGAUGUUCGAUUUUUUGGACAACAUGACCGUCAAGAAUAUCCUGGACCAUCGAAACGUUAUGGAAGUCAUUUUGAAAAUAGUAUGCAAGAAGUACAACAGCAUAUUGAACGUCUUACAAAGCUUUUUGGUGGUUUUACAUAUGCACCAUUAGGAACACCACUAAAUAAAAAGAAACAGUUCAAAUUUGUACCUAUUAUUGACGACAGUGUUCCAGCAAGUUACGUUUUUGAUACUGUACGUUCAACAUCGAAGCCAUUAAAACACCGUUUAACUCAACAACGAGAUAAUCCUCUUGAAUUGAAUUCAUCAUCGAACAAUCUUAUCAAUAAUAAACGUCGACAUGAACGUUCUCAUUCAUCUUCACAACAAGAGGCACCAAAACGUGCACGAUUGACAUCAAAAUGUCUCGGAAAAAAAAUGAAUAAAAAAGACAAUACUAUAUUACGUUCAUCACGUACUAAUAUAAUUAAAAUUGAAAAUAAUGAUAAUGAACAGUCAUACACGAACGGACAUAGUAGUAUUCAUGAUGAGCAUGACACCGACGACGAUAAUUGUCAAAGACAAGAAGAAGCUAAUAAUUCUACGAUUAUUCAACGAGAAAAACGAAAAAUUCUAAAACAGAAAAGCACUAAUAAUGAUAUAGACAGCCCUGAAUUGAAUACAACGAACAAUAGUACAAAAACAUCAGUUGAAUUGGGAGAUUCAUCAUCGAAUAAUGUUUUUGAUUUAUUUGAAGAAUAUGAUGAAGAUGGUAUUCCUCAACAAACCUCCGUAUCAGAUUCACCCUUAGAAAAAGUUUCAAAAGAAGGCACAUCAAUUUCUAUUCCGAUGAAAUCUAACAUUUCAAAUAGCCGAAUGAAAACAAAAAUGAAUGGUAGUAUUACUAGUACGGCUGCUAAUGCUAAACAGUUUGCUAACCAACAUUCAUUAUUAGUUCCUUCUGCUACAUCAUCAAUUUCACCCGAUACAAAAAUGCAUAUACACGCGCUGUUAAGUAAAUACAUUGAUCGUUCAGUUUGUGUUGAUCCAAUUGAAAUGAAUGUACGACAUACAAUCGAUGCCUUAUUAAGUGCUGUUGACUCUUUAGUAUCGUCUUCGUUGUCUAAUGGUAUUGGUAGCAGUAUGAAAAUGUCUCUGUUAUCAUCUACGUUUGAACAUACCACAAAAUUACUAGACAUCCCGUCACCAUCAUCCACUACUUUAGAACAAGAUGCAGCAGCAUCAAUCAGUAAAGAAUUACAAUCAACUAACACCAAUUUCAUAAGUAGUACUUGCGAUAAUGAACGAUUAGCAGCAGUAGUUGUUUUGAGUGACUGUCUUUUACCGAAUCACUCAAGUGAAGAACAACAGUUAGAACAGAAAAAAGUAGAACCACUAAAACUUAAUCACACAACACCAAAUAUUAUUCCACAACGAAUGACUUUAAAACAUUCACGAAAAUCUCGGCAACAACAACGUAUUACUACUCCGUCUGUUCAUAACGUUAACAAUUCUAUGUUAAUGCAUAAUCAAGUACAAAAGACAGUUAUUCUGAAUGAUUAUUCUCAGGAACAAUUGCCCAAACAAGUUUUGCUUUCUCCAAAUACUGAUAGUAUUGAACAUCCAUCGCUACUAAGUCAAAUUUCCACAACAAAACAACAACCGGUCACAGUCGUUCAAGAUACAUAUACAGACUCAUCACAUUUAAGAGUUAGACCACUGAACGGUACUUCUGCAUCUUUCGAAUCUAUUGAUACACAAAACGUAAAAUCGGAACCAAUCGACACAAUCUACGAACGAAUAUCACCGUUAGCUAUGGCUCAAUCACCACCAUCGCCAACCACUUCGCCGACAAUUACGAAGUCUGUUAGUCAACUGAACUUUGAAACUAGAUCGAAUCGUGAACAUCAUUUACUACCAUUUGGUGCUAAUCAAAUAAAUUCGACGAUCAGUAGUAAAACUAUUCAUCCACUUACUAAUACAAUGCAUUCUAGAAAUACUGUCAGACCCACAAUAAACGGUUCAUUAACCGCUGCAACAAGAGUAUCGGAUACAACACCAUCAUCAUUUCAACAACGAUAUACCCAACAACAACCAGCAAUUCGUACUACUCCAACCAAUGUCAGGACGCCAGCUAGUUCAUCCCAACGUAUGGAUUCCAAAACUUCUUCACCAUCCUUGCAAUUUUCUGAUUAUCAAAGUGGAUCUACCAUUCACAAUCCACAACAACAACAAUCACGUAGAUCAAGUACAGUUAAUUAUACAGCUACUUCUACUUCACCAUCAAUCUCUCUAUCUCCUUCCAAUCGACAUUUUGUUCGAAUACCUCCAUUAAAUAAUUGUCCUAUUCGAGCGACUACUGAUUCGAGGACUUCAGAUGAAAUUCAAACAAUUAUUAAUAAUUUUAGCGAUAAAUUUCAACAUAUGAUGACAGAGUUUUCUGCACAAAUAGACGCAGCAUUAGAAACAAAUCGGCGGCGUUAUGAAAAAGAGCUUGAUGAAACAAGAAGAGCCUACCGAACAUCGAUAAAUGAGCUUCGAUCAAUAACAACUCAACAAGUGAAUGAAAUGCGAACUAGUUUAGAACUUCAAUAUUGGAACAGAAUGUCUGAUAUGCGUAACCGAUAUGAACAUACAUUACAACAAAUGAAAACAUCAUCAAAAUCUUCUAAUAUCCCUAAUUUGUAUGAGAACGAAUUAUCAGCCAUAGAGAACGAACUUGUCAAAGUACGAACUGAUGUCAAUAUACGUGCAAAUACUUUGCUACAAUUAAUUAAAAAUGAACGUGAUGCUUUAUUAACAAAAAUAGAUAACUGUUUAAAAUGUCUUUCAUCAUCUUUCAAACAUGGUGAUAUUCAACAAAAAUAUGAGUCAAUACGUCAAAGAUUGAGUCAAGUAUUUGGAACUACAAAUACAUCACACAAUAAUGAAGAUAUAAUUUUGGAAAUGAAUGAUUUGUUGAAACAAAUAGCUGAAAGAGAAGAGCAAAUGCAAACAAAUCCGAUCAAGUAUCCAUCGUUAACUGCAUGUAGUUCAUUGCAAUUGUCAAAAAUUUUUGGUGAAUUGCGUUUUAUAUCAAAAACACUAACUGAAAGUUCGACAUACGAAAAUACUCAUGUUCUUACUAAUGGGUCAUAUAAUAGAGAAUACAAUGAAAAUGGCGAAAAUGAACAACGAGAACAACGUUUUGUUGAACGUCCAGAAAUCAAAUCACGAUUACUCUCUGCAUCAUGUUCGUUAUCAUCUUCAACAACAGCGAUUACAAAAACAACGACAAAAACACCACUAGAAACAAUGCAGUGUAUGUGGUCCGUCGAUUUUCGUACUGUUCCACAUUUUUUAUGCAUUGUAUCAAAAAAGAAUGAUUUAUUGUUUUCUUGUGAUCGCCAUGGAAUUGUUGGACUUUACCAGUUUCAUGAUCAUCAAUUUAAUGUACAACCACGGCCAUUACGCACAUUUCAAUUAGAAACUUAUGUUAAACAAUUAAUUGUCGAAGCAUUCACAGUUUAUACGCCAUUCAUCAUUGUUGCUGCUCAUAAAACGGACCAAACCGAUACAUGUACUAUUUAUGUGUUUGAUCAUCGUGGUGUACCAGUUCAUGAGGGUAUUCAUCAAAAAUUUCCUAUACGUCAUCUGUUAGCUGAUAUUGAAUUGAAUUGUUUAUGGGGUAUCGAUCGACAUCAACAUUGUGUAUAUCAUUCGGUUUUAAUAGAUCAAUCACAAAAAAUUGAAUUAUCAUUGUCGUCGCGACAAACGUUUUUAUCAUUCUUUGGUAAAGAAUUUGAACCAAUAAAAAUAUGUCAAAAUAAAACAUCCAUUGGAAUAUUAGAUAAAAAAAAUCAAUCACUACAUAUUUAUGAUAAGAGAACAAAACAAAAAAUAGAUGAGAUACAAAAUCAAUUUCGCUCAAAAGGUACUUAUCGACUUUGGAAUAUGUUAUUAUGUGAAGAUAAUUGCGUGGUAUUAAAAUUAGAUGAAGAAAUCGAACCUCAUUCAAAUCCCACAUCAAUAAAUCAUAUAAUUUUACAACUGGAUGAACAUGGAUGUCCAACGAAACAAAUCGAACAAAUAAAUGUUUAUGGAAUAACGUUAACACCAGAUAAUGGAAUUAUUCUCGGAUGUAAGAAACGAAAUGAUAUAGGAUCAAUUGAAUUUUAUAAAUAG